Molecule: messenger RNA, 3829 nt
Organism: Nymphalis io (European peacock)
Lineage: Eukaryota; Metazoa; Arthropoda; Insecta; Lepidoptera; Nymphalidae
Product: collagen alpha-1(XVIII) chain-like
Exons: 28
Coding region: 128-3403 (1091 amino acids)
Source: RefSeq, a predicted model, not a curated record
GUACGCACGUUGUUGUGCGCUUGCGCAGAAACGUAAAUUACAUCGCGAGUGACAAUGUAUAAAUGUAUGUAAUAUUCACUUAAAUAUAUUUCUUUAUUGUGUUAAUGUGUGUAAAUUAAAGUAAAAAAUGGAGUCAUUAAACUGGAUCGUAAGAAUUAAUUUAAUUUUGUUAAUCGGCUGCCUAUCAGAAUUACACUCGGAUACUGUGAAAUAUGAAUACGACAUACUUAGCGAAGUAUUGAAUACAAUCACACCAGAGAGUUACAGCAGCGUCAACGGGACAGAUAUUUAUGGUGCCAUAAAACUAAUUACAAAUGAUCCGAUUUCCAUAUCAAUGGAUAAAUUUGAAAUAAAAGACGAUAAACUGAUUACGCCUUUCGAAAUCUAUGCACUCGUGAACUUUAAUAAAGUUAUAGCGUCUUGUUUAUUUAAUAUCAAAGCGAACGAUGAUAAUAAACUAAGUUUAUGUGUUGAGAAAGUUGAUGAAAAAAUUGUUAAAUUAAUCCUUAGUAGCGGUGAGGAUACAAAUAUAUAUAUUUUGUAUGAUAUUGAAGAAAAUUCAUGGUCGAAUAUACUUCUACGAGUGGAAGAAAACAAACUCAGACUAUAUAACAGUUGCGCCAUAUUCGAUGAACAAUUAUACGGUGUAGACGCACCACUAAAGGAAAUAGGAAUACCGAAACACGCUAAGCUAUUUCUAGGCAAGCUCGACAAAAAUGACAAACGCUUAUUCGAGGGUUCGAUACAAAGUCUGAAAAUAUUCCCGAAUCCAGAAUAUUACGGACGUCGUGAUAUUUGUGAUGACGGUUUUAAACUCCCAGAUAGUAAAGACGAUUAUGAGAGCAGCCACAGUGAUGUAUAUGGCAAACCAGAGAAUCUAGAAGAAAUGUUUACGGAUUCAACUACGAUAGAAGACGAAACGGAUGAUGAAAGUGAGAUUGAUAGCCUAGGAUCGUUUGAGAAGCGGGAUAAAGGUGAAAAAGGAGAUAAGGGUGACAAGGGUGAAAAGGGUGACAGAGGUGAAUCUAUUACUGGUCCAACUGGACCACAAGGACCGCCUGGUCCAGAAGGGCCCCAAGGAUUACCCGGAAAAAAAGGUGAUGAAGGGUCGUGUCAAUGCUCUGAGAAGGUUGUAUCAAAUUUGCUUCUCACCAUGCCAUCUAUGAGAGGACCUCCUGGAGAACCAGGUCCUCGAGGUGAGGAUGGCGAACAAGGGAGACCUGGAUUAACAGGUCUGACGGGUAAGCAAGGAGAAAGAGGACCAAAGGGCCUAAAAGGUGAACAGGGUAAUCGAGGUGAAGAUGGAAUACCAGGGAGUGAUGGAGAGCAAGGAUUUAAAGGAGAACCUGGUAAGGAUGGUAAUCCUGGACCCCCAGGACCUACAGGUCCUAUAGGACUACCUGGACCCCCAGGACCUGUGUAUAAGGAAAUAGAAGAGGCAAAAGUGCCAGUUGCGGGUGAACGGGGUGAAACCGGACCAGUUGGGCCACCAGGACCACCUGGACCUAUUGGUACUGAUGGGAGGAAAGGAGAAAAGGGUGACCAAGGUAUAAAGGGUGAAAAAGGAGAGGAAGUGACAAAAAUUAUAACACACAGAGGGCUCGAUGGUGAAAUGGGCCCUCAGGGUGAAAAGGGAGAUACAGGAAAACCAGGAAAAAACGGUAUUCCAGGAGUACCGGGUACACACGGUCAUUCAGGAGAUAAGGGAGAGAAAGGUGAUAAAGGCGACAGAGGUGAUAUUGGACUUCCUGGACUACCUGCAAAACUAUCUUCAAUAUUAGACACUGAUAUUGAUCCACUAGAAAAUGCGGAAAUAAUAGAAAAAUUAAGAGGGUACAAAGGUGAUAGAGGCGUUGCAGGUCACAAGGGUGAUAAGGGUGAAAUAGGGGCGAUGGGACUAGUCGGCUUACCAGGGAAUAAUGGACCUCAAGGCCCACCCGGAGAAAGAGGGCCUCGUGGACAUAAUGGAGAACCUGGGCCUGUUGGUCCAAGAGGUUAUAAAGGUGAACCUGGAGAGCCAGGCCCUCCAGUAAAUGUGUCAACAUCUGCUAUUAGUCUCAUGAAGGGUCCACCAGGUAAACCAGGACCACGUGGUCCAAUAGGGCAUACAGGAAAAAGGGGUCCAACGGGUUCUCCUGGUCCAAAAGGAACGAAAGGUCAACGAGGAGAUCCUGGAAUACAGGGCGAAACCGGACCUAAAGGCGACAUUGGAAAUAAUGGACCAAAAGGAGAAAAAGGUGAAACUGCAUUUAUAGAUCUUGAAAAGAUAAAAGGUGUAAAGGGAGAUAGGGGUGAAGCUGGCAAACCUGGAGAGCCAGGGAAACCCGGAUUACCAGGCACUUGUGAAGACUCAAACUCAAUAAUUGUCCCUGGACCACCAGGUCCUCCUGGACCACCUGGUCCACCUGGCGUAUCUAUCACCGGUCCAAAGGGUGAACCUGGUGGAAUCCUUACCAGGAGUACAUUAUAUGCCUUCAAUAAUAAAAAUAGUGGAGCAGAUAUUUCCAAUGAAGAUGAAGACUUCUAUACAGCGGCAACAAUAAUUUAUAAAUCAAGCACAGCUCUGUUAAAGAGAACUUCGAUUACUCCGCUGGGAACAUUAGCUUAUAUUUUAGAAGAAAAUAUUUUAUUGAUGAGAGUCGAAAAUGGAUGGCAAUACAUUAUAAUGGGCUCAUUUCUCCAAACCAGAGAAAGUCACACAAGUACAACGCAAAGGCCAAAAUAUUACAACCCGCCUUCGACAUCCACAUCGCCGCCGUUGAGAGAUGCUCCAUAUACUGACAAUUAUAUACGACUAGUCGCGCUAAACGAAGCAUAUCCAGGUAAUAUGAUAACAUCGAUGAACAGAACAGGCCGAAGCGCUGCUGAUCAAGAAUGUUACAAUCAAGCGAAGAAUUCGCAACAACCAAGUUCCUUUGUAGCUUUCCUUGCUAAUAAGGUUGAGGACCUCAGGUCCAUAGUUAAAAGGUUGCGAGAUAGAAACGUUCCGGUAGUUAAUUUGUACGGAGACGUGCUCUUUGAUUCGUGGUCCAAUAUGUUUAAUGGAUCCGGUGCACUGCUGGCCAAGUCAAACAUUUACAGUUUCAGCGGUAAAAAUGUACUGAUCGAUCCUACUUGGCCAACCAAAGCGGUGUGGCACGGCGGUAAUUCGUUUGGUAUACGCACACCACGAAUGUCUUGUGAAGAAUGGCAGAGUGACAGCCCGCUUAGUAUUGGAGCGGCUUCGUCGCUUAAAAGUAAUAGACUUUUAGAACAAGAACAAUACUCAUGUGAUAAUAAGCUAAUUGUGCUAUGUGUGGAGGCUACUACUAACGCACACAGGCAUCUCAGGCAUGCCCACCCAAAAUCAAGAAGACGAUUAGAAAACUUCGAAGCAUUUGACAACCGAAUACAACGCUUAUAGUAUCGUAAUUUUAUAAAUGAUAAAAAGUUUAUACUUUUCAUGCAACUGAGUGUAAGCGUUAAUCAUAAAUCAUAGUCAAUGAAGUUUAGUAUUAUAGGCGUAAGUUUUAUGAAGUAUUUAAGGAAUAAUACUUAUCAUUAAAUCACGUAAUAUUAUGUAAUGAAAACGCUUACUUAGUUUACGUUAAUAUACUCAGUUCAUUAAGGUAAUAUUAUAAAACAUCCGCUAUCACUUGUUAAGUAUUUAUUACGUCACGAGUUUUGAAAGACAAGAAGCGUUUAUAUGCAACAAAUCUGGUUAAUAUUUAAGAAAAUGUGUUUUGUGUUUGCAUAUUACUAAAACAUAUUUUGUAACAUAUACUUUAGAAUAUAAAAUAAGAUAAAUUUAAAAAUCGAUUUUGGUCAAUUCGCUUAUAUGAACGAGUCU